AACACACUAUAUUCUACCUUUUGUAAUGGCAAGUUGCUUCACAUUCUCUGGAGCAAUAGAAAAGAAAUACAACUCCGGUUUCAAAAAAUCCGGGUUACAGUCCGUACCCAUCGACGUGAAUGACGGAACUAAGGUCCAUUUCUGGGUAUCCAAGACCCGAGUGGAAUCCAAACCCAACCUCCUCCUCAUCCACGGGCUUGGACCUUCAGCCAUCUGGCAAUGGUACAGAGUCGCUCGACGUCUCUCUCCUCACUUCAACCUCUUCAUCCCGGACCUAGUGUUCUUCGGCGGAUCCUACACGACCCGACCCGAAAGAACUGAAGUUUUUCAGGCUGAGACUCUUAUGCGGGCCUUACAGAAACAAUCCGUGAAACGUUUCAGCCUCGUCGGUCUUAGCUACGGCGGCUUUGUGGGUUACAGAAUGGCUGCGAUGUUCGGAGACGCUGUGGAGCGGGUGGUGAUUUGUUGCGCCGCCGUGUGUAUGGAGGAGAAUGAUAUGGGAGAAGCAAGCGUUUUUAAAGUGUCGGAUAUCGAUGAAGCUUCGAAGAUUCUUGUCCCGGACUCAGUGGAAAAGCUCCGGGAACUUAUGGGUUACAUCUUCUACAAACCGUUCCUUGCGCUUGCGAAACUGGUUCCUACGUACGUGCUGCAUGAUUUCAUCGAACAUGUUUUGACCAGAGAAAAUAUGGAAGAAAAGAGAGAAAUGAUCAAAAACAUACCAAAAGACAGAAUCAUCUCAGAGAUUCCAAAGCUCACACAGGAAACAUUGAUAAUAUGGGGGGAGCAUGAUAACGUUUUUCCAGUGGAGAUGGGGAAGAGGCUUCAGCAUCAUUUAGGGAAGAAUGGAAAAUUUGUUGUCAUCAAAAGAACUGGCCAUGUCUUUAAUUUUGAGAGACCUGGAAAAUAUGCAAAACUUCUCAAAAAGUUUCUUCUGAAGACUUAACACUAAGGGGGAAAAAAACCUUGUAUUGUAUCACAUAAAUAGUAAAGUGAUACUGGUUUGAAUUGUUUAUUUAUAAAUGAUACAAAAUGUGUGUUUCAACAUCAGUUAUAAUAAAUGAUGUUUUUGUUAAUUUAUUAGCAUCAU
Molecule: messenger RNA, 1087 nt
Organism: Raphanus sativus (radish)
Lineage: Eukaryota; Viridiplantae; Streptophyta; Magnoliopsida; Brassicales; Brassicaceae
Exons: 3
Coding region: 26-943 (305 amino acids)
Source: RefSeq, a predicted model, not a curated record